Molecule: messenger RNA, 1152 nt
Organism: Penicillium brevicompactum
Lineage: Eukaryota; Fungi; Ascomycota; Eurotiomycetes; Eurotiales; Aspergillaceae
Product: phosphotransferase family protein
Exons: 3
Coding region: 1-1152 (383 amino acids)
Source: RefSeq, a predicted model, not a curated record
AUGUCUCAGCAGAAGACGUCUUCGCUCAAGACUUGGUUUGACGAGCUUGAAGAAACAAACGGUGAUGACGAAUGCAAGGCCUGGUUCAGUAGAGUUUAUGACUUAAAGGCCGAACUGGCACAUUUUGUCGCUGGGCGCCGGGAAGGAGGGGGGACCGGAGAAUUUGUUGCUUUUCUCAAGGGAUCCUUCAACGUCAGCCUCCAUUUCAGCUUCGGCGAUGGACAGUCGGAUGUCAUUAUUCGGUUUCCGAAGCCCGGACACACAGCGACAGCUGACAAGGAGGAGAAGGUCGCGAACGAGGUCCAGAUAAUGAAGUACCUCCGCCAAAACACCAAUAUACCUAUCCCUCAUGUUCACAGCUGGGGCUUAACUGCCGACAGUCCACAGGACCUUGGUCUAUUCAUCAUUAUGGAUUAUGUCGAUGGUGCAUGGCACGUUGCCGGAAGGCCCUUGACGUACAACAUGAAUGAGUCGGUCUCUGUCGCCGGCUACCCCGAUACCCAAUUUCCGAAAGCGCCGUUUGACCGCGCAAGCGAUUAUUCGAGGCCAAUCGCAAAUGUGCAUUUGAUCCACCUUCAGACCCAGCGCAACCUUGCCGACGAUGCAGAAAUCGCUCAGCAGCGGUACAUUGCCCGUCAUCGAUUUGCACAGCUGGUCUCAAAAUACUACCCUGAGGAUUCUCCUGAGGACUACGGGCCAUUUAUACCCUUCUGCGAUGAUAUGCGACCCUCAAAUAUGCUCAUAGGCCCGGAAACACUCCAGAUCACCGCCAUCAUCGAUUUUGAAUACACCAAUGCCAUGCCAGCUAGGUUCACAUAUGACCCGCCGUGGUGGCUCUUGCUCUCUGGUCCAGAGAUGUGGCUCGAGCGCUGCGAGAUGGAAGAGUUUUUGUCUCUUUAUGAGCCUAGAAUGGAACAAUUCUUGCAAGCUUUGGAGCGAGUCGAAUUUGAAAAAACAUCAUUUGUCAGCCAAACUGGUGGGCCUUCUCUCUCUACCCGGAUCAUAUAUUGGGCUGCAUUACAUACCGAUGGCGCGGGUGUUGAACUGCUUAGUGAAGAGGCACAUGCAGAGAUGGAGGCAUUCACGCGGAUCAAAAUGGAGCAAUUGAAGGCAUACAAGGAGGACUGUGCUGCUCGUUUUUCCUCAACGUAA